This is a messenger RNA of Macrosiphum euphorbiae (potato aphid), 459 nucleotides long. The record is from the annotation of a GenBank genome assembly. Lineage: Eukaryota; Metazoa; Arthropoda; Insecta; Hemiptera; Aphididae.
AUGCUAAUCUUCAUAAAGAAGACCAUUACAUUGGAUGUGGAAUCAUCUGAUUCCAUUGAAAAUGUUAUGGCCAAGAUCCAAGACAAAGAAGGUAUCCCACCGGAUCAACAAAUGUUGAUCUUUGCCAGUAAUCAACUUGAUAAAGGGCUCACACUUUCUAACUACAAUAUUCAUCAUGGAUCUACCAUUGAAUUGGUGCUGCGUCCUAAAGAUUAUGUACGAAUCUUCAUAAAUAAUCAGUUUGAUGGACAGAUCUUUGAAUUGAAAGUAAAGACAUCAGAUACCAUUGAAACUGUAAAAGCCAAGAUCUAUGAAAAACUAGGCACAGAUUUUUGGAGUCCAUCCCAAAUACGUUUAAUCGCUGGCCGUCAUCUUCUUGCAGAUUGGUGCAAAAUUUCCGACUGCGACAUACAAGAGGACACUAUCAUUUUAUUGACGAAUCGUUUAACUGGUGAUUGA